CGAACCUUCAGUUUACUAUCGUAAGCUCACUCGGACAGGUGAGCGCCGCGCGUUCGCGGCCGAUCGGCCAAUGACACGAAAAUUCGAUAGACUCGAUACUUUUAUUUCGUCAUAAUCAAAGAAAUUUAAUUUUAUCAAUUCGUUAUACCUGUAUUAGAUUCAAGAAUUACAAUCAACGUUACGUGCGAAAAGGAUCAUCUCAAAACAGUUUCAUUCGUUCAAUUAAAUCGUGAACACUUUUUUUCGUUUAUUGUGACUUAACAAUAUGGGUUUGUGAGGAUUCCGUUUUAAACUUGAUCUAUUUUAAAUGCGGGGAUUAAUGCUUCAUUUAAUUUUGAUUCUCGUAACUGUUCAUGUCAGCAAUUUGAGCGAUUAAAUUAUGAUGGACUCAUCAAUUUCUGUCAUUAUGCAGUGAAAUAACGAUAUGGUAAUUAUGUGAAAACAAAUAUCAUUAACUGAGUAUUUCAUUGAUAAUUUAGUGUAAAAAGGUGGUAACAAUAAUGAAUUAAUUAACUCAAUUUAAUUCGUGAAAUAUGUAGUUUAGUCGGACAAGUGUAUAAACACAUUUUCUGCGCUUAAGUCAUUACGCUAACGUUAGCGCCAACAACGUGUUGCGGUAAAACGACUGUGUGAAAUAAGACAUUCAUUUUCAUACUAAAUCAAUUUAUGUUUCCGCCAUUAAAAUAUACGUAUGAACAUUUGGAGCGUCAAGAAUUGAUUUAAUUGUGGGACAUUCUGUGCAAGGGAAAUCAUGUCAAUUAUAAGUCUUGCUCGACCAGAUGACGUCGAAUAAGCAAACGGCAUCAACCUUCUGGCUUUUACGAUCGUAUAAAAGAAGCCGUUUUAAAAUAGAAUUGUUAUAUUUUAUAUUCGGAUAUUUGUUAAUAUGUUCGGCUAGAAAUAAUCCUCCUAGAUUUCUCAUAGAUGGACAAACAGAAAUCGUUCUCAGAUUGAAGGAAGGGCCUGAAACGCCAAUUGGCAGCCUAAUUUACAGACUCCGAGGCAUCGACACAGACGGUGAUAUUCUGACUUUUGGUGUUCGAGAUCAGCCUGGUAGUGAUGUAAUUCGAGUCGAAAAUGUUGGCCUAACUGAAGCGAACAUUUAUUUAAAUAAAUUUCUGGAUAGAGAGACAAAAGACGAGUAUGCUCUCGUAUUAACGUUGACGGAUGGAAGAUUGGGAGAAGGAAACUUUAUCACGCAAAGUCUUUUGCUUCUGGUUGAAGACAUAAACGAUAAUGUACCAAUUUUUCGACCACAUCCAACCUCAUUAACACUUCGAGAGGAUUCGCGUCCAAGUGAUUUAACAACGGUGGAAGCUACUGAUGCCGAUUUAGGUGCUCACGGUCAAGUAGUAUAUUACCUUCAAGAAUUGGAUGGCGAUAACAACAUUUUCAGCAUAGCGACUAUUAAUGGCAAAGGUGUUAUAAAAUUGAUUGGCUCUUUGGAUUACGAACGAAAGUAUCUGUAUCAACUGCGAAUCUUGGCCGUGGAUCGCGCAAUAAAUGAAAAGGUAAAUACAGGAACGACCGCGAUUUUGAUCAAGGUUCAGGAUGUGGAGGAUCAACCGCCAGAAUUCAUAGCCAUGACGCCUGUCGCAAGGAUCAGUGAAAACGUUAAGAUUGGCACAUCUGUUUUACAAGUUCGUGCAGUAGACGGUGACAAGGGAUAUAAAUAACAAAGUGACGUAUAGUAUCACAAGGGACCGAGGUAUCUGUUUGAUAUUGAUGCGACUUCCGGUCUCGUGUUUACUAGAGCACAAUUGGACAGAGAGGCUGAGGAGAAUAGCGAUGGCACUUUUAUCUUAGAAAUCACGGUAAAAGAAGUGUCGAAAAUUAAUCCACCGCCUUCAGUUAGUACCGAGGUGACCAUUAUUCUUACUGAUGUAAAUGAUGAAACGCCAACAUUUCGAAGUAAACAAUAUUAUGCUGAGAUAAAUGAGAACGCGCCACAAAAUACACCCGUCAAUUUUAUUGGCGAUGCUGUACCAGAAGUUUUCGAUCAUGACUUGGGUUCUAAUGGCACGUUUCAAAUUUUUAUCGAAGGCGAUGGUGGAAUAUUUGAUGUGACACCUUUUCGUGGGAUUAAUGAAGCACCAUUUUUAAUACGUGUUAAAAAUUCGAGUAAACUCGACUUUGAAAACAUAUCAGUGGUAAACUUCACACUCGUCGCAAAAGAAAUCUUGCCAAUUUCGCCAAAAUACAGCGCGGUACCAGUUACUGUUUUUAUAAAGGAUCAAAAUGACAAUUAUCCCGAAUUCACGGAAAAUGUCUAUGAGGUCUCAAUACCGGAAAAUUGUGCUAAGGGAACUACCGUGGCUUGGGUACAAGCUUUAGAUGAAGACAGCGGUAACUUUGGAACACAUGGAAUACGAUAUACGACUUUAGGUGGCAGCAUUGCACAUGUAUUGGCAAUGGAUCCUCUCACCGGUAUAAUAACAGUUAAACAUCCUGGAGCUAGUUUUGAUCGCGAAUUAGUAGCCCGACAUUAUCUCACAGUUGAAGCUCGAGAUGAUCUUGGAAAAGGAAAUCGCAACGCUGCGCAAUUGAUAGUCAAUGUUAACGAUGUUAAUGACAAUGCGCCUAUAUUUUUGCAAAAUAAAUAUGAAGCUGUAUUGUUGGAGAACGAGAAUCAUUUUGAGUCGCCUCUGAUUGUCGAAGCAUCCGACAACGAUUUAAAUGGUACGCUAAACAGUGAAAUAACUUAUGCAUUGGUAUCAAGUGAAUUCUCUCGAAAUUUUACAAUCCAUCCAAAACGUGGCAUUGUGACACCCUUCCGUCCUUUGGAUUACGAAGCAUUACCUAUCAAUCAGGGACACAAGGAAAAAAUUAUACGCCAACUGAAAUUGACAGUUAGAGCGAAAGAUGCGGGCACACCGAGUUUAACUUCUGACGUGCCUCUAAUUAUUUAUUUGAAAGAUGUUAAUGAUAAUGCGCCAGUUUUCGAAAGAAGUGUGUAUAGAAGAGGUAUAGCUGAGGAUUUACCGGGCGGUACGAGUGUUAUACAGGUAAAGGCUUGGGACAAAGAUUUAUCGUCACCCAAUAAUAAGUUAGUUUAUCGAAUUCAAAGCGGUGCCGAAGACAAAUUUGUUAUUAGUCCCGAAACAGGCGUAAUUAGAGUGGCACCAGGCUCGAAUCUAGAUCCGGAUCUCACGUCACCGAAAACAACAAUGUAUAACUUGAAUGUUAUCGCUAUCGACAGCGGUACGGAAAUUCAACGAACGGCCGAAGUUCUCGUUAACAUAACGAUUUUAGAUGUUAAUAAUAAACCGCCUCUUUUUAUUGAUCCUGGAACUGUGACUAUCAGAGAAAACACUCAGGUCGGUGCGUACGUUCAUCGUAUAAUGGCGCAAGAUCCGGAUGUAGCUCCUAAUUUACGUUAUCGCGUGGAUCCUAAUUCAUCAGAGGCACGAAACGAGGAAGGCACUUUAAUCAAGAUACAGGAAUAUGACUAUUUAGCAGCAUUGGAAUUAAAUCCGUUGGAUGGUCUGUUGCGCAUAGUAAAAUUGUUAGACAGGGAGAGAGUAGAAACUAUUAGACUAGGACUUGUGGUUGAAGAUUUGGCUGCAGUAAGAGGCUUGCAAACUGCAUCCGCCAUGCUGAAUAUAAUUAUCGAGGAUGAGAACGAUAAUAAUCCAAAAUUCCGAAGACCUUUUUAUAGACGCUCCGUUACCGAAAACAGUAAAAAUGGAAUUAAUAUUGUAAACAUCGUUGCGGAUGAUGCUGAUAAAAAUCGCAGCAUUACCUAUUCCCUACAAGGACCGAAAGAGAUCACUGAUCUCGUGUAUCUAGAUCCUGAAACCGGAGAGAUGGUUGUUGCUAACAAAAUUGAUAGAGAAAUGUAUUCAUGGUUGAACUUGACCGUUAAGGCAACAGAUUCUGGAAUUCCACCUCGGUCAAGUUUAUCGGAAGUAUAUGUUCAAGUACUAGAUGAGAAUGACAAUAAUCCGUAUUUCGUAUCAAAUGUCAGUAGUGUAACUGUCAUGGAGAAUUCGAAAAUUGGCACGGAAAUCACUGUCAUACAAGCAGCAGAUUCCGAUAGCGGAGAUUAUGCAAAAAUUACUUAUCUCUUAGAUAGGAUAUCAUCCCAGGGGACUUUUGCUAUCCAUCCUGAAACCGGUUCAUUGACAGUGGCUGACGUUUUGGAUUGGGAGACUAAACAUAAUUAUGUUCUAGUUAUAGAGGCUUGGGAUAAUUAUCAAUUUGGUUAUACUGCGGGAGAAUCUCGAAAUGCAUUCAAACAAAUUCAAGUUACGGUCAUUGAUGUAAAUGACAAUGCUCCAAAGAUGGAUAUACCUCAAAGUUGCGUCUCAAUAUCAGAAUUUCAUGACAUUCGUGAUUUAGUUUACGUCAUAAAAGCGAAGGAUGCUGAUGAUCCGACAACGCCAAAUGGACGUGUCAUAAUUAGAAUCAUUUCUGGCAAUGAACAAGGUUUAUUCAUAUUGGAACAAACUGAUUAUUGGACGGCAAAAAUAAAAGCUGCGCGACCAUUAAGAGGCAAAUUUGGAAAUUACACAUUAAAUAUUGAAGCGCACGACCUGGGAAUACCAACGAAUAAGAAUAAUGAAAUUUUGAAAAUCUGCGUCACGGAUUAUAAUGAUAAUCCUCCUUUGUUCGUCAGUCCUCAACAUAAUACCACCAUUCGAGUUCCAGAGAACAUAACAGUAGGAAGUUCGAUUAUUCAAAUCGGCAAAGAUGCUGAUACGGGAUUAAAUGGCGAUGUUCAUUAUCGUUUAAAGCAAGAUCUUGCGGGACAUUGGAGAACCUUUCACAUUGACGAAAAAAGUGGUAUAAUAUCUUUAAAGUUAUCGCUCGACAGAGAAACUCAGAAAUUGUACGAGAUACGAGUCGAAGCAUACGAUCUGGGUACUCCAACGCCAUUAAGUUCAGAUCUUGAUUUAAUUAUUUAUGUGCGUAAUAUCAACGAUUUUGAGCCACAAUUUUUAGUGAACGUUUUUAAUGUAAACUUUACGGAGGAACAACCUCCUGGAUCGCAAAUGAUAUUACUUCCAGAAACAAUUGACAGAGACGAAGUUGACGAUUUAGACGAUCCUCCUACACAAGUUUGUUACUUCAUAGUUUAUGGGAAUGAAAACGGAUUGUUCGCUUUAGAUAUCUACAAGCACGAGCUAAGCACUGCCAAGAUGCUGGACAGAGAGCAACAAGAAGAACAUAUAUUACUUGUUAAAGCGACAGAAGAUUGCGAAACUGUUCCGGACAACGAAUUGAUAUUUGACGAAGCUGAUGAUACCUUAUUACAAGUUGUCAUAAAGGUUGAUGAUGUCAAUGACAAUGCACCGCGAUUUAUUAAUAAAGUUUUUACGGGUGGUGUCACUACCGAAGCCGAUUUUGGCACGCAAUUUAUGCACGUAAAGGCAAUUGAUUUGGAUGCUGGUGACAAUGCUGUACUCGGUUAUUAUCAAGUAGGAAAAAUUCACAUGACAUUAACUGAAGGCUUCGAAGAUAUGCAAUUACAACCUUUUCUUGUGAAUAAAGAUACUGGAGCAGUAAGUUUGAAUUUCGAUCCUCAACGUGGGAUGAAGGGCUACUUUGAUUUUAUGAUACUCGUUAACGACACCUAUGGCUUACAAGAUACUGCGAGGGUUUUCAUUUAUUUAUUACGGGAGGAUCAACGAGUUCGUUUUGUUCUUCGUCAACAUCCGCCAGAAGUGAGAAGUCGAAUUGAGACAUUCCGAGAAAUUCUAGGUAAUGUCACUAGUGCUAUUAUUAAUGUUGACGAAUUCAAAGUGCACGAAAAUCAGGAUGGUUCCGUAGAUAGAACAAAAACAGAUUUAUACUUGCACCUCGUGAAUCGACGAGACAAUUCGAUCCUCGAGGUAUCCGAGGUGCUCGAGUUGGUUGACAGAAAUAUUGAGAAACUGGACAAUUUAUUCAAAGAGUUCAAUGUCCUCGACACGCAGCCGGCAAAGUCUCAGCCACUCAUUCAGUAUGAACAAGCAGCAACGACUUUCUGGCUUCUCACAUUGACCCUGUUCCUAGGAGCUCUAUUGAUUCUGUGCGUCGCCCUAUGCUUGUCUCAAAGAGCGUCUUUUCGAAGGCAACUGAAAGCGGCGAACGCAUCACCGUUUGGUACAUCGGAAUCCGAUUUUAUGCGAAAUCCUGGUCGUGUUCCGAAUACAAAUAAACAUAGUAUGGAAGGAUCAAAUCCCAUAUGGAUGCACGCUUAUGAAAAUGAGUGGUUCAAGAACGACGAAUCAUUCAGCCAUACAUCCGAAAGAGAUUCUCUCGACGAGAACGCGCUUAAUAACGAAGAGAUGAUGAAUGAAGCUAAUACGAACCAAAGAGCCGAAGAUAAACCAUAUUACAUAGAGCCAAGAGUUUCAACUAUUUCUAGAAUGCCCCUCGUAGAAGCAUGGUUCAAAGUGUGGGUUUAUUUUGGGCUCAUUUACGGUUGGAGCGAAAGUGCUCGACCACGCUUUGACACAUCUACAGAUAUGGGAUUGGUAUUGGUUCCAGCCGAUGCUGAAGUCGAUUCCGUAAUCUUUCGAUUACGCGCCACCGAUCAGGACGCGGACUUUCCUCUCGUAUUCGAAAUAACUGCAACAAUUACACCAGUUGUAAGAAUCGACAACCUGCCAUGUACGCUGUACAACAAGGUCUGCCAAGCCAAUGUAAUUUUAACAAAACGCCUUAUGCCCGGGCGUCUUCACGAUUUUGCAGUCAGAGUUCGGGAUACUAAAGGAGAUUCAAAUUCGAUGCAAGCUACCAUUUCUGCGACAAAUGCUACGACGUCGCGUGAUAAAAUAUUUCCUCACAUUCCUUCUCUAAUAAUGGUGCCUGAAGAUACUAAACCAGGCAAGGAACUAGAUUAUCUUCUCGUACGAGCGAAUUCUUGGAGCGGCAAGCCUGUUUAUAUCGAAUUAUGGCAACCGAAAGAACUUUUUACUAUACGACAGCGACAAACACCAACGCAAACGCGCGGAGCUAUUACGUUAAUAGGUGAAUUAGAUUUCGAAACGCAAUCAAUGUAUACCCUCACCAUUUACGCGACGGAUCCUUACACGGAACCUGGGAAAGACACUAGAAAUAUUGCAGGCUUAAAUAUUGUUAUUAUAGUUCAAGAUGUACAGGACGUACCACCAAUUUUUACUUUAGCACCACCUUUAACUAGACUUAAUAAUUCUGUGCAAGUUGGAGAUGUAAUAUUACGAGUUCACGCGGAAGAUGGAGAUAAAGGGGUGCCACGUGAAAUCACAUAUGGUUUAGUAUCCGAAGGCAAUCCUUUCAUACCAUUUUUUAAUAUCUCCGAAACAACUGGUGAGAUUGUCCUCGCUAAGCCUUUAGAAGAACUCACGCAAAUUACUCACAUUGGUGCACCGGUCGUACUUACCGUGGUAGCUGAAGAAAUACGAAGAUCUAGAGACGAGCCGCCAGCACAGGCGACAGUUGUCGAAGUCGGAUUCCUUCUUGGAGAACCCGGCAAUAAUCCGCCAUAUUUUGGAAAUAAUAAGUUGGUACCGAAAGAUUUUAACGACAAGCACGUAAAAGCCGAAGUAACGUUUUUUCAUGAAUGCUCGAUUUAAUUUCUGACAAAUAAAAUUAUGACUUUUUCCUAUUACAUCCUUGUAUUUGCAUUAAAAUAUAACAAUGGCACUUUUGAAAUAAAUCCGACUGUUGCUGAACGUUCGGCGGACUUUAAUAUCACAGUACGAGAUAAAAUCAUCGAUUACGAGAUGUAUAAAAGUUUAUCCUUUAAGAUUGUUGCUCAAGAGGUUGGUCCAGCGACAAAUCUAUCAGAAGCAGCAGUCAUAAUAUUUAUAGAAGAUGUUAAUGAUAAUCCACCGAUAUUCGACGAAGAAUCUUACGAAGUUACACUGUCCGAAAAUGUCACCAUUGGAACACGAGUCAUCCAAGUUCACGCAACUGACAAAGAUACCGGUCUCUUUGGCAGCAUUCAAUACAUAGGCAUAACAGGACAAGGAAGUGACGCCUUUGGAAUAGAUCCCGAUACAGGUUUAAUUACAGUGACAAUGGGAUCAUUUCUAGAUCGCGAAAUAGCAGCACAAUUGCGAUUAACUGUAAUUGCGUGCGACGAGAACGGUAAAGGUAAUACGGGAGUAGUACCUUUAAUUGUCAAUUUGCUGGACGUGAAUGACAAUGCACCGAUUUUUGAGAAAAAUCCUUACAAAUUUACAUUAAAUGCCGAUUUGACAAAUUUCACAGCACCAGCUAUCAUAAAAGCCACCGACGCUGAUGCCGAACCACCGAACAAUGAAAUUCGUUACGAAUUAAUUCAAGGAAAUUAUGAAAAUAAAUUUUAUCUAAAUGAAAUUACCGGAGAAUUGAUAUUACGUUCGCCUAUCACAAAAUUCAGACGAAAGAAACAAAGCGGUUACGACAAGUUUUCGAAAAAAUUACAUAAAGAAUUUUCACCAUUGGAACACACGAUGCAAGAAAAUGAAUCGAGAACAACAAUAUUGCCGGAUUCAAUAAACUCAACGGAAAAUUUUCGAAACGAAACUGAAUUAAAACAUAAAGACGAAAUAAGGAAACAUCGAAGAAGACGAGCGGAAACUGAUAUUCUAUACUCUUUAACUGCCAGAGCAUACGAUCUCGGCGUACCUCAUUUAGCGAGCGAGACGGAGAUUUUCAUCGUCAGGGGAACUGCCAUGGAAGCUCGCAUAAUGAUGUUUGUAGUGCCAGGAGAACAUCCAAAUUUAAAGACGACCGCUGAGACAUUAGCUACUAUCACAGGUGGACGAAUUACCGUAUUAGAGACACGACCUUACGUGCCGGAUAAUAAACCCGGCGUUACAGAAAAUGCUGUAUCGAUGGAAGGAAAAAGAACGAUCGUGAUAGCUCGUGUUGAACAAACCGAAGUCGGCACACCCUUGGUAGAUGUAGAAAGAAUUCGCAAUACAUUAGCUGCGAAUGGGGUAGGAAUUAUCGGCGGUACAGGCACUACCAACGUAUCUAUGACAUAUAACGACGAGACUACCACGAAACUGCCAAUCGAUGGAGUAAUUCACAAAGGGGGAGAUAAUACGCGGUCCUACGCAAACAACACAAUCACCAACGAGGAAGUAACGGUGUAUAAAGCUGAGAAUAAAUUGCUCUUUUGGCUACUGAUUAUUCUGGGUUUGCUGAUGCUGUUGGCAAUAGCAGCACUUAUUAUCUGCUGCAUUUGUCCAGGUUGUCCGUUUUACAUGGCACCCAGAAAGCGCAGGGUACACUCGUCAGAAACGCUUAUCGCUCGACCUAAUGGUCGACCAAAACGGCAUCUUCAUCGGAAACCAAUGGCUACAAUCGAGAGUAAUUGGAAAAAGCAAGCUUGGAGCGCAGAUCCGGCCCGAAGAAACUGGCAAUUUAAUCGUCGAAACGCCAAGAAUGGUGGCUUAGCAUCGCUUCCUGGGGACGUUGUGUAUAUUUCGGAACGUCCUCCCAUUGAUCAAGCAAAUGUAGACUCACUGAGGCUACGUGAUGGCCCGUCCUACGAUCCUUCAAGAAGGAGAAGAAUUGAGGAGCAGGAGAAAAUGUAUGUGGAAGAUGUCGAGGAAAGGAUUAGAGAUUAUGAUGCUAUGGAUGCAGAUUCCUUACAACGACAUGAAAUCGAAGGUGGUUCGGACAUUCUGCAUCAAGUUUACAGACAAAGAUAUGCCGAUCCUGAGUUUAAUAACGAGCCGACAGUAAGAGAGCAACACUUUUAUCGCGAAGGGAACGCAGAGGUGUUGCAAUUAGUAACUCGAGGACAAGUGGAAGAUACGAGUCAGCAUCAUUAUCCGACGACUUUUAUAAUAGACGGCAAGGAUGUACUUCUGCAACGAUUUAUGCGGGAUCAGAAAACGCGGCAAGAACAGUCAAUGCAGGAACCCGAGAUGCUACGCACAGUCGAGUCUCAUCAACAUCCGAGAAAUGUAUAUCAACAUAAGCAGGAGAUUCUUCUGCUACCGGAAGAAUUGGAAAUUGUUAGACGUCGACGAGCGGACGAAUUGGAUUCUAAGACGCAAAAAUUGGCGAUGGAUGAUGAAUAUGCGGCGCAGAAAAUGGAUUUGGAAUCACAAAUGCGAGACAUUCAUCGUCAAGAGAUCUCGAUAAAUAUGCCCGAGAUGUUGGAUAAAACGUCGGUCUCCAAGGAUCAAAUGAAAUCUACAACGAUGCAAUCGCACGCGUUUCAUGAUCUGGAGCUGGCGAGACAGAACGUCUUGCUGACACGAUUACUUCUCGAGAGAGAAUCAAGAUACGCUGGUGGCAUCGCGAUGGACACUGUAAGUUACUUAGAGACUCAAAGUCUUCCCGGACAAGCGGUCAUCGCGACACAGACCGAAAGAGCUGCCGCGACUCAAACGGAACGAUACAUUCGAAGCAGAAGCGACAACGACGAGUCGGACGAGGAUAAACGAAACCGGAAGAAGAUGAAGUCCAAGAAACGCUACGAUGAGGACAAAUUGAAGAGAACGCGGACCUUAUGGAUGAAGUCGCCUAUCGAGGAAGAGGAGAGUCCGUGCUUCGACAAACGAUUGAACAUUUUGAGGAAGAAAGUGAAGGAAGUAAAAGAGGGACGAAAGGUGUCCUUGCAGCCUGGAGUACUGCGGGAAAUAUCGGAUUCUCUCGACGAGAACGGAAGCACUUGUCGCGAAAAAGAAGGAAAGUCGGCGAAAACUUGUCAACAGCCCAUCGAAGAGACUAGCAUCGCAUAUAAAGUGUUGCGCGAAGGUAAAAAUGGCUCCUCUUCGUCUAUAGAGGAAAGACAAGACGAGAAAACUUUCGACGAGAAGAGACCCGAGAGCUUGUCGUCGCCGGAUAUAAGUAUUGAUAAUAGAAAAUAUAUUCACGAAACGAUGGAGAAAAGGAGUUCGAGAAAAGAGAGUAAAAUAAAGAAACAAAAGAAGGUGGAAUCCGUGAUAAAACCUAGUUUUCGGGUUUUAGAAAAAGAAAUCACGAUGUUGACAAAGAGACUGAGUAAACUCGCCGACAAAAAGGUACAGGAAGCCACGGGGGACGAGAGCACGAGUCAGGAAAGGUCGAGAGAUUUCAAGAAAGAGUCAGAUCUACAUACAUCGAAGAAAAUAGAUGACUCAAAGAAACGCAAACAGUCUGAAACUUCUCCAAGUGCAGCAAAAGAGACGAAGACUGAGAAAUUUAAAUAUUAUCAACCGCAGGUUAUAAGUCCCGGCAGUACCGAAUACGAAGAUCCAUUUGAAAAACCGAUGAAAUCGAAAUCGGAAUUUCAAUCGUCAAAAAGUUUUCAAAAAGUUGCAAAGCACAAACAAACAAGUAGCCAUACGAGAGCAAAAAAACAAACGCAGAAAGAACGUAAAAAACAAGUCGCACAACAGGAUCGAGAGCUCGAAAAACGCAAGGAUGCCGCGAGUAAAGAAAGUGGAAGAUCGAGAAUCGAGAAGACUGCUAUUCCAUCGCGUACACAAAAAUUAGCAGCCAUUGGCCGUAAAAAGCAUGUUUCGGAAGAACUCAGCACGAGUACAAGUUCCGAUCGAAUAAACGGUAAAAAGGAUCUAUUCGUCAGUCGAGAUUCUGAGAAGAGAAGCACAGAAUCUUCAGAGAUUUCAUCGCAUUACGCGGAUCAGCGAAAAUCGAAACAGAAAUUAGAUCACGUGAGUGAGAGAUUCUCCGAUGAUUUUGUAUUAGAACCGCAGAAGAAAGAUAUCGAUCGGCAAACCGAAUUUCAGUCAACAAUGGAUAUAAGCACGCAUGAAGAUGUUGCAAGCAAUAAAAAAGACAUCCAAAUAAUGCAAUUUUCAGAUGAUUUUAUAAUAAAACAGAUGGAAGACGGGAAAUAUCAAAUACAAACUGCUAUUGAAAGUGAGAUUGAGCAAAGUGCAUCUCACGAUAUUGGUAAAGAUCAUGUAACGCUGAAAGAAGCCGUUGAAGAUAUCGCAUUUCUUCAAGAUCUAAAAUAUAUGCAACCAGAAAGUGAGAUAAGAUUAGACACUGCAGAGAAACAGCAAUUUCAAGUGUCUAAUACAAAAGAUUUCGAGGACAGCAGAAAAAGGACACCGGAGCCUUUAGAUUCUCCUGUCUUAGAAACUUUAAAGGCGCAUCAAAUAGAGAGACCGUCAUCACAUAUUGAAAGUGAUGUCAAAGAAAAAAAAAUUUACAUAUCUGAAAAACCUGAGGGGAAAACAGAGAAACCUUUACAUGAAAUCGAAAAAGAAAAAGAAAAAGAAAAAGAAAAAAUUACAUUAGGAGAUGUUGUACACGAAUUAAAGGUAUUAAAAGAUGUCGAGAAAAUUAUGAGAAAGGAAGUAGACGUACCGGAGCAAUAUGUAAAAAGUGCAAAAAUAUCGAGUGAUGUACAUCAAAAAAUUACAUUAGGAGAUGUUGUACACGAAUUAAAAGUAUUAAAAGAUGUCGAGAAAAUUAUGAGAAAGGAAAUAGACGUACCGGAGCAAUAUGUAAAAAGUGCAAAAAUAUCGAGUGAUGUAAUGAAGUAUCACGUGGAACAAAUAGAAGAAUACCAGGACGAAUUGUGUAGCGACACUAUCGCAUCAUUAUCGGAGGCAGAAAAAGAUUUAAAAGACAUUAAAGAUGUUACACACUCAUUAUAUCUAAAAGAGAAAAACGAAAUUAUAUAUAAACGUGAAAAUGAUCAAGAAGAGAAAUUAAGUCUUGAGUCUAUGAAAAAACAUAGUGAAGAGGAAAUUUCUUCAACAGAAACUGCAAUAGAUGUUAAACCAAAAAUAAUAAAAGAAUUAGUACAGAAAGAGGACAAAGAAGACUUGCUACAGAAAAUUAAAAGUGAUGAUGAAAUAAAAAUUACAAAAUCAGAUAUCGAUGGGUAUCAAAGUAUUAUUGAAAAACCAGAAGAGAUUUCAAAAGAAUAUGCGACUCAGGAUUCAGAGAAAAUGGAGAAAGACAUAGAAUCAAUCACUGAAACAUAUGAAAAAUUAUCUUCUCAAGAUGAUUCUGCAAAUUUAACUGGCGUUCACCGCGCAUUUUCAAUCGAUGAUCAAUCAUUAAAAUAUAUUGAUGAUACUAGUCAAGAAGAUUUCAGCCCACCUGAAUCUAAUGAAAUAUUAUACAUUAUAAAAGAAGAUACAGACAAAUUGAAGAGCUCUGAUGAGGAUCUCAUUGCAAAGACAGGCAUUGAGAGCCAAAAAAUUGAAGAAGAAUCGCAUAUGGCGUCUCAAGAAAUAUCCGAUUUGCAAGAAACAAAAUUAGACAAAACUAUUGAAGAUGAGAGAGACAAGCCUGUCACAUCAACAAUAUUUACUACUUCUACAGAAAUAAUUAUCGAUAAAGAAGAAUUACAAGUCGAGCUUGCAAAAGAAGAAGAAUUAUUUCUCGAACAUAAAGAAAAAACGGAAGAAACAUUUGUAGUAAAGGAAAAAUCUGAUGAAGAAGUAAAAGAGGUACUUGAUAAAGAACUUCCUGUUGAUCAAUCAAAAGAUACGAAUCUAGAAAAAUCAACUACUAGUGAGUUGGAAAAAUUGGACAAAUCUGCUACAGUUGCUGAAAUUGCAGAUGUUGCAGAAUCACGAGACAAAGGAGAGGACCAUGCAGACGUAAGCGUUCCAAUUUUUAGAAGCUUUAUUGAUGAUACAAUCGAUGUUUCGGAGGAGAGCGACUCAUCCAGUGAUAUUUCCAGGAAAACAACGCUGACUACCAGACCCUAUGAUACUCCGCGCCAUCGGCAGAAAUGGCAGCAACAAGAAAGCAUUGAAAUAGCGGGAAUGCCUGGAAGGACUUUUAAAGAUGGAGAAGAUGCAGGAAUAGAAAUCGAAACAGAAGAGGAAACAGGCAGCAACUUAUCGCUCGAUGAAAUUGAAAAUUUCGAAGACUCGAUCGCGAUCGAAGCAACGAUCAGUGAAUCACAGGAAGAUACAGAGAUCGCUACAUCCGAAAAAAUCUCUUCCGGUGAAUUAAUUUUGUCCGUAGAUGAUUCGGAAAAAAUAAGUAAAGAUAGAGAGGACAGAAAUUUUGAGACAAAAUUUGAAAAAUCAGAAGAUAACAUAAAAUCGGAUAUGAAAGAUUUAUUAACAACAAUCCAAGAUACGGUUCUUUUGACUGUAAGCGUUAAAGACACUAAGGAUGAAAUCGUUCCGAUAACAAAAGAGGACGUGGAAUGUAAAAGUGAGAUUGUUACCCCUCGUAAAAAAAUUGAAGAAGUUUUCGAACCUAUGCAACAAAAUGACAAAAGUAAAAUUAAUUUGCCUUCGAAACAAACUGAGAAAAUAGAUCUUGCAGAAGACAGAAGAAGAACUGAAGAUACCGAAGUAAAUCAAAUGAGAAUAGAAAGUUCCUUGGACAAAGGCAAAACUAAAGACAUCGAAGUAAAUAAAAUAAAAAGUAAAGAUAGUAAAAGUACUUCGGAAAAACAUGCUGGAAAAACGGAACCUUUUGAAAACUCUGCGAAGAAGAAAAAGAAAUCUGAGCGAUCGACGACGCCUUCACCUGGAGAGAGAAAACGCGUUCUUGACGAAAAAUCAAAGGAAAAAGCUACGCCGAGUCAUUCUCAUCAUCGAUCUCGUAAGUCGAUUAGCGGGGAUUCAGAAAAAAAAUUUAGAGACGGUAGAUCGCAGAAACAACCAUCACGAGGCGAAGAGGAGCAUCCGCAAAAACAAGCCUUGCCUAAAUCAAAAUUCAAGAAGGACAAGAAAUCGAUAAUUGUCUCGAAACCUGGUGAGAUCGACACGAGUAAAACGCAAUCAAAGUACAUGGCUUGGUAUAAUAAAAAACGCGAAGAGGCCGAAAAGAAGAGAUCGGAGAAGAAAACGACUGAAGACGAGGAACAGUUACCACGUUGGGUAAGUAGAAGUUUGAAACAAACAGCGAAGCAAAGAGAGAAGCAAAUUAUGGAACACAAGACUCCAGAGGAGACGCCGCAUACGAAACGUAAGGUCAAACCUUUAGUGAACGUCGAGUCCGAGCAAUUGAAGGCUAUCGUGCGCCAAGGACGACGAUUGAGAAAAGCCGAGGGUUAUUUCGAGGAGGAUCCGCCGAUCCAGAUAUUCGCCAGAACACCCCCGAUUUCUACGGACACUCAGCAUCGUUUGGUGCAACACUCGGAAUACAAAUAUGAGAAAAUACCGCCGCCCUUUUACCUUCACCCACCUCCGCCAGCUCCGCAUCCAUCGCCGCAACUGUCCCCGGAGAGAUGUCUCGAAAUACAACCAUCUACGUCGCAGUACGAGCAAUCUGAGACCGAGUUGCGUUCCGAGAGCAUCAUUGCACCGUUUCAAAGCGGUACUCGUUUACGUCAUCAACAACUUCUCGAAAAGAAAAGUGUCUUCGAUAUUGCGUACAGUGAAGCCGCGCCAUCGCAACUCCGAUCCGACAGCGCAACUCCACCGUCUUAAU
This is a messenger RNA of Nylanderia fulva, 15276 nucleotides long. The record is from RefSeq and is a predicted model, not a curated record. Lineage: Eukaryota; Metazoa; Arthropoda; Insecta; Hymenoptera; Formicidae.